Messenger RNA from Xenopus tropicalis (tropical clawed frog), 897 nucleotides. It is a transcript of the gene psmb4, whose product is annotated as proteasome subunit beta 4. Gene Ontology annotation, cellular component: cytoplasm; proteasome core complex; nucleus. Gene Ontology annotation, biological process: protein catabolic process. Lineage: Eukaryota; Metazoa; Chordata; Amphibia; Anura; Pipidae. The record is from RefSeq and is marked provisional.
CUGUCAUUGUACGACGCCAUCAUGUUGGGAAGCGGGAUGAAGCUGUGGCCCGGGGGGCCGGCUCCUGGAGAGCUGCAUUCCUUCCCCGGGGCGGCUCCGGUCAGACAUACCCUGAACCCUAUGGUGACGGGAACCUCUGUGCUGGGGGUGAAAUUUGAUGGGGGAGUGAUUAUCGCGGCGGACAUGCUGGGUUCCUACGGGUCGCUGGCCAGGUUCCGGAACAUCUCCAGGAUCAUGAAAGUGAAUGAGUCGACCAUCCUGGGGGCUUCCGGCGACUACGCCGAUUAUCAGUACCUCAAACAGGUCAUCGACCAGAUGGUGAUUGACGAGGAGCUGGUGGGGGACGGGCACAAUUACAGCCCCAAGGCCGUUCAUUCGUGGCUCACCCGCGUCAUGUACAACCGGAGGAGCAAGAUGAACCCCCUGUGGAACACCGUGGUCAUCGGGGGCUUCUACAAUGGAGAGAGUUUCCUUGGAUACGUCGACAAACUGGGCGUGGCCUUCGAAGCACCAACGAUUGCUACGGGCUUUGGCGCGUACCUGGCACAGCCGCUGCUGAGGGAAGUGACUGAGAGGAAAGCGACGCUGAGCAAGGAGGAGGCGCGGGCGCUCAUAGAGCGAUGCAUGAAGGUCCUGUACUACCGAGACGCCCGAUCCUACAACCGGUUUGAGAUCGCCACGGUAACUGAAAGCGGAGUCGAGGUCGAGGGGCCUUUGUCGUCAGAAACCAACUGGGAAAUUGCUCACCUCAUCAGCGGCUUCGAGUGACCCCGGGCACGCGUUUCGCUCCAUCAUCACUUUCUUAUUGGUUUUUUUUUUCCUCUCGCUUCUUUAACGACAUUGGCUGUUUUGUAAAUGAAUAUUAAAUAAUGGGAGAUGAUUGGCUCCUUCCGUCAA